AAAUUUGAAUUUAAUUGAAAUUGAAAAUAAUAUAAAGCACAACAUAUAUAAAUUUGUAUAUAUUGCAUACAAUGUAUUUCUCUACCCAGUGCCACAGAAGUGUUUUUGAACAGAAAUGCGGAAACAAUGAUUUAAAAUAAAAAAAAACAACAAAACACAACAUAAUCAACAGACAAAAAUAAAAACGUAAUACGAAUACAAAAGAAACUGAGCGGCAAGAGACUUGAGUCGCUGCGAAAGAGCGAGCGAGUGAGAGAGUGAGUGAGCGAGCGAGCAAGUUGUAGAUAAGCCCAAGAGCGUCUAGCAUUUGCUGAUUAAAAAUGUGUGUCAAAAUAUCAGAGACUGUGAACAUUGUUGAACAUGCCCGACAAUGAAAAGUCUCUGCACAUUUCAGUGCACGUGUAAUCCGUCUAUCUAAUUAGGGUCUAUUUUAGUUCUAAUUUCAUUUCGGUGCGCUAGUAAUUGCAAUAAAAAGCGGACAAUGACGUCACAAGUGUAGAAGAAUCGAAUGCCAACAACAGGCAGGCAGCGGCAACAGCACAAUAAACAAAACACAAUAACUUACAACAACAUACACAUACAUUUGCAAAAAGUCGCACUUGUCCCAACGCUGACGCUGACGCAGUCGUCGACGUCGACGCAGCUGCAGACGUUAACGUUGACGGCGCUAAUUCAAAUCCCACGCGCAAUUCAAAGACACAAGCACUGCAAGCGAAAAACAUAGACGGGCAAAAUGCACGGCGUUAAGCGUGUUCUAGUGUUUUGCAUCAUGAUUGUGAUAUUGCCGGCCACUCUGAUCAUAAUGCCACUGUACCUGCGGAAGACCGUAUUUGCCGAUGUCAUCUAUCCGGUGGCCGAGUCGGAUAUAAUUGAGAUACGGGAUGGCAUUUCGUCGAUAUUCUGUGCUCAGCACACGCUGCAGAUGGACAGCAACUUCAAUGCCUUUCAGUUGCGGAAUAAGCCCGAAAUUUCGACCAGUCGCAAACAUAUACGACUGAAGAAGUCGAUGACACUGCCCGAUGAUACGCUGGAGUAUUGGGGCUUCUUUCUGCUGAAGGGGGCGCGUGUGAGCCUGAAGUUUUGCUCCCGCUACGACGGCUCACGGAUUCUGGUGGUGAAGGGUCAGCGUGAACUGAAACUUUGCGGCCUCACGGAUCAUAACAAGAACAAGCUGGGCGCCAACUAUGCGCAGGGACAUGACCAGGUGAAGGUCUUCUUCGAGGAUGUGGUGGAAAUAACUGAGGAAAAGGUGGAAAAGGAUGGCUUGCCAGAGCACGAGAAUCACGGCGGUGAGGAUUUGACGGAUGAUGAUGCAGUGAAGCCAUCAGCUGGGAAUGCCACAACAACGACGACGUCGUCGCCACCAACGAAACGCUAUCGCAAGAAACUGAAAAAAGGCACCGUCUAUCAGCCCAAGUCGACAGAGAUCGACAGCAGCAAUACGUCGGCGCCAGCCUCCUCCUAUAAUAGGCAAAGGCGACACGAGGACGCCACGCAUGCGCAGCGCAAGAGGCAGCUGUACGAUGAACUCUACAAGCGGCACGAGCGGCAGAAGCGCGAGAAUGUCUACGAUCGGCGCUACAGUCAUGGCGGCAAUGCGGUCAACUUUACGGAAACCGACGAAUCCAAUUCCAUAUCCAGUUUCGAGAACGGUCUCUUCGAGUGCUUCAACGGCGCCAUAUUGUUGGCCGAGGGCUUUCCGCCCAGUCCCGCCUGCACGAAUGCCCAUUUCCUGGAGAAUGGCUCGCAUCGUAUGAUUAGCAAGCACGAGAUAGCCGAGGACGGCUACUACUAUUAUAUUUUCUACAGUGACAACGAUCUGGUGCGCAACGACAUCCAUGCCAUAUUCGAUAUAUAUAAGCCGACGUUUCAGUACUCGAAUCUGAGCGAUUCCCAGGGCUGUCUCAAUGCCACCCAUUGCACCUUUCCCAUCGGCUUUCUCUCCGACGAGAUUGUGGUGGUCGAGGUGCCCACUCGGGAUGGCAUCGAGCAUGAGGAGGACGAUAUUACCAAUCUAAUCUCAACCUGCCAUCCACGCAGCGAAAUCUAUGCAUUGUUUCCCAUCACCGUCCUCAUCCUCAUCCUGUGCUGUUCCUUCUUAUAGGGGUUUCACGGGUUUUACGAGAUAUUGCAGUAGAGGCUGGGAAAUUUGUGAUAUUUUCUUUUGUACGCAGGCAACUGAGUGAUAAAUGUAUUAAAUAAUAAUAAAAAUGCCAAUCGGCCAACCGAUAAUUGUUGAACAACAAGUGCUCCAGAGCUUCGACUUUGAGAUAAAAAAAAUAAAAUAAAACCCAUAUGCUUAAUAAAAAGUCUGAACCAUGCGUAACCGAAGCACUGAACAUAAAUGACUUUUGUGUGUAAUCGAUAGGCAAUAUUAACUGUAAAAUAACCGAAACGACUCAUUUGUGCGUCCUACUAUCUGUUUCUUAAUUAUGGACGAGUUAAAAGCAUUUAAGGCGCUUUACAAUAAUGUAUAUAGACUGUAAGAUAGUUACGUUUACUUAAAUAGAAAUAAUUCAAUUCUAGACUUAAUAAUAAAUUGUUCAUUGAAGAACAAAAUAAUGCAGUUUAUGAUUCACAAAAUAUAGAAACUGGUCCGCUAUACUUAAAUAUAUGGGUUAUUAAACGAAAUAACCAGAGAGCCAUUCAAUUAGUUUUGAAAAUUAAAUAAAAUAUGUAUACGAGUGGUAGAUUUAUGUUUAAUAAUCAAUUAACAUCGCCACUAAUUGAGCAAUAAAAAAUGUAAUUUAGACAUUAUUUGAGCGACUGAGUGAAUUUUUGUAAUGCCUUGUUAAACACAAUUGAAAACAACAACACGUGUAAUUGCGCUUCUGCAACGAAAUGAAAUAGCAACAAAUUUAUGUUAUUAUGUUUGUUUUACUCAUUUUAGUUAAUUCACACGCACUCUAUUUGUUUGCUGUGUGACUCUCUAAGCUUGAUUAUCUGCUAUGUAUUUUAAUAUAUGUAUAUGUGCAUAUAGUACUAUAAGUGGGAAAAUAAACACCGGCAUUGUCGUCAGGAGGUAAACAAAUUGAUUUAAGUGUAGAAUGCGAAAUUACUGAAGCCAUCAUCAAUACAACAACAGAAGUGCCUUAUUCAAAAUAAUAAUCUACAUAAUUGAUACGAAUUCAAAUGUAAACAAUAAAUAGAGCAUAAUAAAGUACUUAUUUCAAACACGA
Molecule: messenger RNA, 3179 nt
Organism: Scaptodrosophila lebanonensis
Lineage: Eukaryota; Metazoa; Arthropoda; Insecta; Diptera; Drosophilidae
Exons: 2
Coding region: 734-2104 (456 amino acids)
Source: RefSeq, a predicted model, not a curated record